AUGGGUCUCGUUUGUUCGAAAACAUCGAAAAAGCCGGCCCAAGUGUCGCCCGUUAAUAAUAACGCGAAUAACAAUAUUGGACAAGAUAAACAGCCGGUAAGUGCAAAGAUAGUACUAUAUGAGAGGGAAAUCACGGCUAAAAAAAUUAUAGACCUAAAAAUGAAGUUUAGGCUUAAAACUAAAACUAAAUUUUAGGCUUUAGGAUUGAAUUUUAGGUGCAAAAUGACAUUUUAGGCUUAAAACUAAAAUUUUAGGUUUACAAUCGAAAUUUUGGGCUUAAAAUUAUAUUUUAUGCUUAAAAAUUGAACUUUAGGCUUACAAAUAAAAUUUUAAACUUAAAGUUAUAUUUUAGACUUACAAACAAAAUUUUAGGCUUAAAACUGGAUUUUUUGCUUAGAAUGAAACUUAAGCACAAAUAUAAAAUAUCAAGCUUAAAAAUAAAAUUUUAAGCUUAAAAUAAAUUUUAGUUUUUUUAAUAUUAAGGCUUAUAUUAUUUUAGAUCAAAGCCACCGAAACGCCUCAAACAGAAAACAAAGAAAAUGCGCCAGUUGCACCCAUAAGAGCUCCAACGCCAAUCCUAAAGAAUUCUACACGACCAGAUGGUGAAAAUAAUGGAAAUAAUGUCAUUAUCACUGCUUCGAAUAUUCCAAAAACUAUCAAAAUCGGAUUUUUAGGUAACAUUUUUUAAUUUUUUUCAAUUUUUUAGCGUUUUUUUUAUUUAGCUGACUUUUUUGAAAUUUCAGUAGUCUUUUGUAAAAAAAUAAGUAGGGUGUUAUUGUGCACUUUAAUGUUAUGUUAUUAACUUUGUUUACAAAUUACAGGAUUUAUAAAUUAAUUUACAAAAAAAAGCGAAUUUAAUUAUUAGUUAUGUUUAAUAAAUGGUUUUUAGGUACUUGUGAAAGCGGAAAGAGCACGAUAUGUCAGCAAGCACGGUAAGAGGCAUACACUUUUAUAAUGCUUUAUUAAGUUUUUUAGGAUUAAAACUAAAUUUAGGCUUAAAAAACUUAGGGCUUAAAAGCUUAUUGUGUGUUAAGUUUAAAUGAUAGUAAUAUUGGGCUCAAAACUGAUGUUUUGGCUCAUUUUUAAGCAUCAAAUUGGCAUUUAGGGCCGUAUGUCGAUUAAAAACUGAACUUUCAGGUUAUUAACAAAAGCAGCCCCUCACGAAAUGGAACUACGACAUAGGCCAGCUUACAUACGACAACUACUGUUCACUGCAAUGACAUGUUUAUUGGAACACACGAAAAAGAUUGGGUACACAAUUCCAGUGGAAUGUCAAGUAAGCUUGAACUUUUAUUUUUUUGAAAUUUAGGGUGAGAUCGAUUUUUUAAAAUAAAAAAAUUUUUAAAUUUGUAUAUAUGUACAUCAUGUUAAAAAUAACAAUAGUAUUGGAUGACUUUUAGAAGUACGUUGACUUAAUAGAAAACAAUGACAACAGUGCUGGACUGUUGAUUCGAAAAGAAGAAAAAGAAGCGUUUGAAAAGCUAUGGCAAGAAGAAACGAUACAGAAUGCUUACAUUCGAAGGGCUGAAGUCAAUAUGAACGACUCUGUGAAGUAGUAAGUUACGAUACAUAAACUUGGUAUAGUGCAUGAUAAAAAAAUAUGUCAGAAGAUGAUUGAAGAACGAUAAAGACAUGGCUAGCCUACGGUGUUUACAUUAAGGCUAAUAAAGUGAUAGCAUAGGCAUAGCUAGGCUAGGAAACUGGUGGUAUAGGAAUGACAAGGCUAGGAAAAUGACUAUUUUAAUCCUAUGAGAAAUAUAAAGCUAUCCCAUUAACAAUGUUGAAUAAAAAGCGUACUUUCAGCUUCUUUAACAACAUUCACAGAUUUGCUGAUUUAAAUUUUGUGCCAUCACAAGAAGACUUAGUUAUGUUAUACGUGCCAACAGUUGGAGUACGACAAGAAAGCCUAGAAGUCAAUAACCAGUCAUUUUUGUAAGUCAAUUUCAUUUUUUUUAUUUUAAAGUUUUAAGUCUACUGUACAACCUUAGGCUUAUAAUUUUGCUUUGUUAUUAGAAAAUGUUUCUUAAGCCUAGUGUUUAGUCUUAGGUUUAGAAAUUGUUUCAAUUUUUAUUUUUUAAGAGUAAAAUUUUAAAUUUAAAAAUUUUUUUACAUUUUUUCAGAAUAUACGACUUUUCUGGUCGAUUAAUGGAGCGGAAGCGUUGGUUGUCAUUAUAUGACACUUUUGAUGCCAUUUUCUAUAGUAUAGCCAUAUCGGAGUUUGAUCAGCGUUUUGAAGAUUCAAGUGGAAAACAUUCAAAAUUACAGUAUGCGUUGGACAUGUUUGAACAAGUCUGUAAUGAGGAGAAGGUUAAGAACGUGCCGAUUUAUGUGUUUUUAAAUGAAACUGACGUUUUGGCUGAGAAAAUGGAGCGGCUGGAGUUGAAGGCUUACUUCCCUGAUUAUAAUGGUAAGCCUAAACUUAUUAUACAUUUUUUUAACUCAUGCUUUAUUUUGAUGAUUAAAUUUAGGCCUUUCAAGGUUUAAUAACUUCAAAUUCAAUUUUUUGCUUAAUGUUUUAUUUUUAAGCCUAAACUUUCUUUUAAGCCUAAAUUUCAUUUUUAAUCUAAAAUUUCACUUUUAAGCCUAAAGUCUCAUUCUAUGCCUAAACUUGUUUUCAGGUUCAUCAGAGAAAGACGCAGUUGAUUUCUUCUCAGACUACUGUAUAGCCAAGGGCAAAACUCGACCGGGGGGUGUCUGGGUGUACCCUACUGUGGGAAUCAAUGGUAAAAAGACGCAACGGACUUUAAAUGAUCUUUUCAAGAAAUUAUAA
This is a messenger RNA of Bursaphelenchus okinawaensis, 2770 nucleotides long. NCBI's taxonomy places the organism in Eukaryota, Metazoa, Nematoda, Chromadorea, Rhabditida, Aphelenchoididae. The record is from the annotation of a GenBank genome assembly.